AUGUCCGCCACAGAAGUCACGUCCGAAAACGUCGCGCAAAUCUUGCAGAAUGACACACGGGUGAAGCUGGCUGGCGUCGACGCCGACGGCAUGCUUCGCGGCAAGCUGGUCUCCAAGAAGAAAUUCCUCUCGGUCGUCGAUGAGGGAUUCGGUUUCUGCUCGGUCAUUUUUGGCUGGGAUAUGCAUGAUAGAACAUAUUUCCGCGAGCUUGGGAUCAGCAACAAAGAGAACGGUUACCGGGAUCUCCUGGCCAAACCGGAUCUCUCCAGUUUCCGCCGCAUCCCCUGGGAGAAUAACGUGCCUUUCUUCCUCGUCAGCUUCUAUGACCCGGAUACGAAGGAGCCGUUGUUUGCAUGUCCUCGGAGCUUGCUGAGGAUGGCUCUGCGCAAGCCCGAGGCGCAAGGGUAUCGUGCGAUGGCGGGUGCGGAAUAUGAGUUUUACCAGUUCGCAACACCCAAUCGCAAUGCCUCGUCCACGGCAUCCUUCUUGAAAGAGAACCCGGUCGAGGCGCUCCCGUCGAUCACAGACGGGAUGUUCGGAUACAGUUUGACGCGUCCGAUUCAUAACCAAGACUACUACUACGGCAUCUUUGAUGCCUGCGAGCAAUUUAACUGUGAGAUCGAGGGGUGGCACACCGAGAGCGGACCGGGCGUUUAUGAAGCGGCCUUACAGUUCGGCGAAGCCAAGGGGAUGGCGGAUAAAGCAGGACUUUUCAAAUAUGUCGUCAAAUCCAUCGGCACGAAACAUGGCAUCACGCCGACCUUCAUGGCAAAGCCGCGCGAGGGCUUACCGGGCAACAGUGGCCACAUGCACAUUUCGCUGGUGAACAGUGAUGACACGAAUGCGUUCCACCGUUCAACCCCGGAUCCCUCUCCUCCGUACCCCGACGUGGCUUACCUUUCUGACCUGGGACGAUGUUUCCUGGCUGGGAUCCUUACGGGGCUUCCGGACAUUAUGCCAAUGUUCGCGCCGACUGUCAACUCCUACAAGCGCUUAGUGGAGAACUUCUGGGCCCCGGUAACCGUGUCUUGGGGCUUAGAGCACCGGGCCGCAUCUAUUCGUCUUAUUACGCCGCCAACCGCGAGCCCGAAGGCCACUCGGCUGGAGGUACGUGUGCCUGGAGCCGAUGCGAACCCGCAUUUCGUGCUGGCAGCCAUAGUCGCAUUGGGAUGGUGGGGUGUGGAGAAGAAACUCGAGAUUCCUGUCCCGCCGCUAUCCAAGGGUGAGGAUAUGGGGGGCGAGAGCGAUAAGGGAGUACGGCUUGCUAAGAAUUUGGGUGCGGCGAUCGCCACGUUUACGCGAAAAGACAGUGUCGCACGGGAAGUCUUUGGCGAUGCUUUCGUUGAUCACUUUGGUGGGACUCGGGAACAUGAACUGCGCUUGUGGGAAGAGGCCGUAACGGACUGGGAGGUGCGACGGUAUAUUGAGACAGUCUAG
Molecule: messenger RNA, 1437 nt
Organism: Aspergillus nidulans FGSC A4
Lineage: Eukaryota; Fungi; Ascomycota; Eurotiomycetes; Eurotiales; Aspergillaceae
Product: glutamine synthetase family protein
Exons: 5
Coding region: 1-1437 (478 amino acids)
Biological process (GO): amine metabolic process; L-glutamine biosynthetic process
Molecular function (GO): ligase activity, forming carbon-nitrogen bonds; catalytic activity; glutamine synthetase activity
Source: RefSeq, a predicted model, not a curated record